UUUACCACAGCAACAACACGAAGCCCACAAUGACGCUCUUUUCACUUGAAGGCCAGACAUCGUGCAUCUGCGAACGUCUCCCCCUUCUCUGGUCUCUGACCAUUUUGGUUGAGUAAGAGGGAGCAAUGUGUUCCGGGAAUAGUUUCUGUUCGAGGAGGUGAGGUGGACCAGACGACGCGUGAGCUCGAGAGACGGAGGGGAGGGAGAAGAGAGAAACAGCCGCCUUCAAAAAUGGCGUCUUCGAGGGAAAAUGACUAAUAUGAUGAAAAAGGGAGGCCUCGAGCUCGACAUUCAAGCGAACCGUGCGGGAUCUGCGCGCAGCGUCGCUUUUAGACACCGUUGAGUCGAACGCAAGCCGAAGCGAGCGGAGCGGGAUUUACCGAAAACACAUCAGCAGCACCAUCUUAUUUUGACGCGUCGACACAGGGCUAGCCCGCGCUGCUAGCGCGCAACAACGCUGUGGGUGGAAUUUAAAUGUCGCGUUUGCUAUUCUCCAGAUUCGCUCGCAAUAUCGUUGUAUGCGUAAUGUAACGUUAGCAGUCGUUUAACGGCCGACGUCCCUUGAUGCAUAUUUCAUACAAGUAAAGUAAGUGGAGAAAGGGGAGGAGAAACAAGGGAAAGGACGUAUACGGUCAUAUGCGUCCAUCGGUAAUUUAUCGGUCAAACCGAAUUCUUCGCAGCCCGCCAGGAGCAUGGCAUUACUCGAUCUGGUUUUAAACGAGAAAAGGCUGAAAAGGAGGUGAGUUAUUUCUUUGGAGGUGGUCGGUGAACACCCCCUCUAUCACGCACUCAUCUCCUCCCCUCCAUUUCCCUCUCCCUUUUCAAUAUGCUAUUUUUCACUCUUAUGGACUUAGUCGUCUCUCACCAGGAAGAAUGAUUAAAAACUGACAAGGGGCCGCGAUCUUGCUGUGCAGAAGAGUUUUGCACCGAAACCGUUCGCUCGCACCCUCCAGCCGCGCGUUAUUGCGAAGCGAUGGACAGAAAUUACCCGGGAGCUGGCUUCGGUGAUCUGGGCGCAGGAGCCGGAUGGAGCUACGAGAGAUCAGCCAAAGCAAGCUUGGUGUAUGGCAGCUCUAGAUCAUCACAUCCAGAGUCUGAACUUCUUCAUCGCCAAGCCUACGCCACUCCCCAUCCCCUGCAGGGUUAUGCUACCAAUCACCAUCCUGGUGGAUCUGGCCAGGGUGGGGCUUGGGGUGCAGCUGGAAGGAGCCUGGGCCUGUCUGGACUUUUUGAUGCUGGGCUGCACCACGCAAGUCCGUCAGGCCCAGAUCCAUCAGUUAUGAACCUUAUAUCUGCACUAGAGUCCCGGGGUCCACAACCGCCUCCCUCUGCCUCAUCCCUCCUAUCUCAGUUUCGCACUCCAUCAUGGCAGACGGCCAUGCACACGCCUGCCCCUGCAGAGCUUUUCAUCUCGGGUGCUCUUCCUGGAUCUGGAUCCUUCCCAUCCUCUUCUGCUUUGUCUGCCUAUCAGCACCCAGCACCAUUCUCAGGGCGGUCCUUUCCUGGUGUGACCCCCUCAUUGUCCUUACAGGACACGCCCACUUUCAGCCCCACCUCCAAUGGCCUCCUGUCACCCCAUGAUCCUUUACUCCACAUCAAGACGCCUUCUCAGUCAAGUCUGGGCUUUGACCGCCUGUUGUCAUCACGGGGUGCAGCUGCGGCUUACCGUGGAAGUCAUGAUCCAACUGGGGUUGGGGUGACAUCUGCUCAAGGUUCCUCUGCAGCCUCAGUUUCUGCCCGCCAUUUACCUUCUCAUCAGUUCAACUUGUUGUCCUCUCAGCUUCAAGACCAGCCCUCCCAUUUGUACAGUGCCUCUGUGUUUUCCUCUACCCCUGCUCCACCUCAGCCAACAUCCCAAGAGCAGACAGUACCAAGACAAGACAGUGUAAUUAAACACUACCAACGUCCCUCUCCAGCACAAGCCCCCUCAUCCACUCCUCAUCCACUUCAGCACUACCUUAGUUGUGGGGUGUCAUAUCAGCAAGCCACUCAUACUCGCCAUGCUGGCCUCUCUUGCAGUCCCCUAGGUGAACACAGUCCUUCCUCAGACCAUAAACCCUCCCCCAGGACUGAACAGUACAGACCGAUAAUCCAACCUUCUUAUGGGUCCUCUUCAUCCUCAUCCUCUGGUGGGGCUGGAAAGGGGACUAAGAGCACCUCCAGUAGUGGUUACUCCUCUUCUGGAUCUGCAUCCUCUUCCAGAACCCCCCACACACCACCCUCUGCCUCUUCUGCUUCAUCCUCAUCUUCAUCCUCUUCCUCUUCUGCAUCUGUUAGUGCUCGUCAGUCUAAUUCCAUUCCAACCUCCACUUCUGCCUCUGCAUCCUCUCGACAACAGCCACCAACCCAGACUGUACCCCCUCCACCCCAGUCACAUUCCCAGCCCCCUCAGAGCUCCUCUAACUCCACCCAGCAAACCCUUCCCAAGUCGUGCCACUCGGGUUACGGAUCCCCAGUGGCUCCAGUAAAGUCAUCGAGUGGUCUAACGGGCCAGACCCCUCCUCAGCCACAACCCCAGUCUUUCUCUCCAAGUCAACCUCCCCCAUCACACCUUUCCCAGUCAUAUGGGGGAUUCAGUUCUCCACAGACUCAUGAUCUUCCUUCAGCUAGGACCUCUGGAGUGGCUAAAGGGUAUGGGAAUUUGGGAAGUCAGUCGUUCUCAGCGGAAUCAGUAUAUGGGACUGAUUCAGGUUAUGGGUCUCUGCCAUCAUCCUUAGGGGGUGCUGGAAGUCCCUCAAUGGGUUAUGGUGCAUCAGGACACUCACCUGCCCUUCUUAGGUCAGGAGCAAGUGGUGGAACAACUGGUGGUAGUACUAGUGGAGGCAGUACAGGAACUGGAGGCAGUGGUAGCGUGGGAGGUGGAGGAGGUGGUGGAUCUUACCACAUCCCUGAUUCAAGCCCAUCUCCGUCUAGCAAUUCUGGAAUCAUCCGCCCUGGUCUGCAUUCUCCUGCACCUUCACGACCUUCUCAGUCACCUGUUGGAACAGGAUCCAACAAAUAUCUAUCUUCCGUUCUCUCGCCUUCAUUUCUGCCUUCUCCACAAGGGUACCCUGACACAAGAGGACCUCGAUCACAACCCUACCACCCUUCUGCUCCUCCCAAAACAAAGUCUGAUAACAGCAUGCUUGGUGUAACAGAGUCUAGGUCACAACAGGAUGAUGAUGUAGAUGACGAUUUCCUCAUCCAACACCUUCUUCAAGCCCAGAGUCCUUCUCCUCAAGCAUCCCAUCACCAUGCUCCUCAAAGCCAUCAUUCCUCACAGCCCACCCAGCAGCCUCCAGUCCUUCCAGCUCAGGAUGGAAAUAAGGGGCUUGCUUAUGAGAUGAGCAAAAGCUCGGAAGAGAGGUACCAACUUCAGAGUGUUAUUCGAACACAUAGUGCCACCUCUAAUGCUGCCGUCUCUGGCACAGGGAGUGGAGCUGGACUAGACAGUCAGUUGGAGAUGUCCCUAAAGAAACAGCAACAGCACCAACAACAGCAACAACAGCAGCAUAAACAACCACAUCAACAACAACCACAGCAGAAGAGCAACAGAUCUGUAAGUGAUGGAGGACGAGGUAGUUCAGAUCAAACACAUUCCCAUCCUCACCAUCAUCAUGAUUCUCUGGGAUCAGUGGUGCAUUAUGGGCGGGGUGACCCGUAUUCCCAACACUCCAUUCCUCAACAAUCCACCUCCCACCAUCAACACACUCCACAUACACCCACCCACCCACACCUGCACUCUCACCCUCACAUGGAUCUUCAGAAAAAGCCUCAAGAUUCAAGAGAUAUGGCUUACAUACGCAAGACACCAGAUGUGCAGCAACAUCACCAUCAGCAUCAACAGGCACAUCAACAGCAAACUCAACAUCAUCAGUCACAUCCACAACAACAUCAACAACAACCACAGCAGCAACAACAUCUCUCCCAGUCACAGUCGCUUAUGGACUCUCCCACUGACCAGUCUCACCAAUCCCCUCAUUUGUUGCAGUCUGUGUUGUCCCACACCCGCAGCAAGAUAGACCCUCAGCAACAGCAGCAUUCUGUAAGCCAGCAGGCCCUUAUGGAAGCCACUGGGAGAGUUGUGUCAGCAGAGACCCAUUCCCAGCCCCAGACAUCCCAGCUCCAACUCCAGCUUCAGUCUCAGGCUAUGGAAGCAGCUGGUCACUAUGGUCAUGGUACUCAGCAGCAAGACCAGAGCCGCCCUAAGUCUAACACAGUGUCUUCACUAGACAUGCUGGAGCAUUCCCUCUCUCAGACAUCUAGCCAAGAGGGAGCGAUGGUGGAUGAGAGGACAGGAGGUGAAGGAAGCAGGGGAAAUUCUGGAACAGGAACAGCAGGAAGUGUAGAAAGGUGUCAAUCACAGGAGCAACAAAGACUUUCAUCUCACCACCCAACGCAGCACCAUGCUUCGGAGUUACACUCAUAUCUUGCUGAGCCAGACAUGAGUUUAUCGACAACUUCCCAUGGACACCACCUAUCCCACCAUCACCACCAACAGCAACAAUCGUCACAAGGUCCUCAACAUCCUAACUCCCAACAUCAACACCCUCACCCCUCCCAUCCUAAUCAGCAGAGCCAUCAUCACCUUCCUCCACAGGCCUCCUCAGCAGCUUCUCAGCAACAGGAGCAGUCUCACCCCUCUCAUACCUCCCAGAUUCCGCAACCUCAACUUGAGCAGCAUCAAGGAGAAGCCCAAUUUGACACCAGGAAUCCAGCAGUGAAAUCAACUCAAAACCAAAAUCAAAGCCAACAUAGCCAGAGGUUUGUUCCUUUAACAUCCAUCUGCUUUCCUGAUGCUCUUCUCCCAGAUGAGGACCGCUCAUUCUUUCCUGGAAUGGAGGAUAUAUUCUGCCCGGAGGAAUACAAAUCCACUUGCUCAGGAGGAACUGGGCAGGGUCAAGAUGGGGUUGCACCUGGCCAAGCAGUGCAGGAAGGAAUGGAAGGAAUUAAAACAACGCCUGGAGGAGGAGACAAUACAGGUCAAAGUUACGAUAUGCUUGGCCAUCACAGUGACCAGGGGUAUGGGCAGUAUUGCCACGAUCUUUCAGAACAUGACAAUGGAACCAUGCAUUUGGAUCUUGACUCCUUGAAGACUCAUGAGCUCCCAUCUACAGUCAACACAGAGCAGCUUGGACUGAUCCAAUCUCAUUCAGCAAGCCUUGGAAUGGGGACAACUGGAACAGUGGGGGAGGCAUCUGGUGCCAAAAUGGGAGGUACUGGGGGAUCUGGGUCUGGAUCUGGGGGUCUUACCUCUCCCAUCUUCUGUUCCUCUCGCCCAAAGAAGCUCCUAAAGUCGAGUUCCUUCCAUCUGCUGAAGGAAAGACCUGAUCCAAACUCCUUGCCCAAGAAGAGCUAUGCACAGGAGUAUGAAUUUGAAGAUGACGAGGAUAAGGCCGACGUCCCAGCUGACAUACGCCUCAACAGCCGAAGCCGACUUCCUGAUCUGAUACCAGACCUCGUGUCCAGUUGUCGCAAAUCAAGUGGUGUGGGAGGAGGAAGUUUAAGCCCUUUAAUGGGUGAUCUAGAUUUUGGAUACCCAUCUCUUGGUCCCCCUCCACAGUUGAUGCCACAAGAUGGACUGAAGAAAAGAGGCAGGAGGCCCACAAAGCCUAAACGAGAAGGACCUCCAAGGCCACGUGGACGACCACGUAUACGCCCAUUGCCGGAACCUCACCACUCUAGGGGUAUGAUGGCAGAGUAUGGAACAGGAUAUGUUCCUGAAAGAGGCAGAGGCAGAGGAAGAGGCAGAGGCAGAGGUAGACGUGAUGAAUCUAUGAUGGACAUGGAGAUGGCCAACAAAGACCAAAAUCAGAUGUAUCAGCAACACAUGCAGCAGCAAAUGCAUCACCAAUCACAGCAGCAGCCACAGCAUCAAGAGCCAAUCAAACCCAUCAAGAUUAAACUUCCUGUUGGAACCAUGUCAUCUUCUGAUGCUUUGUUGCGGACAGACUCCUUGUCGGGCACUGAUCCGGCUCUCUCAGAUGGUUCCCUUGGUUCAGCACCCUCUUUAGGAUUGAGCCCUGGGACUCCCGGAGUGCCUGACAUGAACAGACCUCAAGACAAGAAGUCCAAAUCCCAUGAGUUGGAAGAGAGAGACUCAGAGAAGACUGGCUUUGUUGCCUCAUUUCUAGAUUUUCUUAAGUCUGGAAAAAGGCCAUCAGGAAUGUCAACGGGCUCAGCUGACAGCGCUGGAAAUGAAGAUGCGUCUCCUGGGAAAAGUGGAGGCAUUCGCCCAUUAUCCCCUCAACCGCCACCUCCCCCAGCUGCUGCAGCCGUAUCUGGAUAUGGAGAUGGUGAAAGUGAUGGAGGACUGUCUUUGGGUGGCUGUCCUAGCCCAUGCAAGCGCUUGGAUGAAGAGCUGAAAAGGAACCUUGAGACAUUGCCCUCCUUCUCGUCCGAUGAGGAAGACUCCGUCGGAAAGAACCAAGACCUGCAAAAGAGCAUCUCCUCUGCAAUCUCUGCUCUGUAUGACACUCCGCAGCUCACCUCCUCAAUGCAGCCUCCUUCACUUCCGUCACCCCCUCCUCCACCUCCUCCGGAACCACUGACACCAACACAGCAGCCACCAGCCCUCAGCCCUCAACCACCACUACAUACACACCUGCCCUCGCAUGCCCCCACCCACUCUGUUGAGCCUGCAAGAUUGCAAAGAGAAGAGCAGGAAGAAGAAAUGGAAGAAAAAUUGAAGGAUGUAGACGAGAUUGUGGCGCAAGACAAGGAAGAAAAGGAGAAAGUCCCUGAUAUGGAGCUGCUGAGUGUCCCCAAAUUUGGAGACUCACCCAAAGAAGCUAUCGAAGCCCAAGCUCCCCCGUCUCUCCCUCCAGUUUCCCCAUCAUCCCCUGCUCCCUCCUCCACCUCCUCGCCAUCACCUCUUCCACCCCUCCCCCUUCCCUCUCCUCUCCCUCAACAGGAGGACAAUCCUUCCCCCUCUCAGAAAUCGCCACCACAACAGUCCUCGCCUCCACCCAGUCCUGAGGCUUCCUCUGUUCCUGUCCUCUCUCCUCUACCUCCUCCUCCUGCAGAGCCUCCUCUAUCCUCUAGCCCACCUUCGCCCAGUCCACCUCCAGUACAGGAAUUUAUUGCAGAGCCCGCCUCUCCUGAAGAGCCCCCUGCACCUCAGAUUUUACCGUUGCACUUGGCACAGAAACAGAGCGGUGCUGCCAUUGUUGGCGAGACUGAUGAGGAUGAGAGUGAGAGUGGAGGCGAGGGUAUUUUCAGAGAGAGGGAUGAAUUUGUGGUACGGAUUGAGGACAUCAGGAAUCUGAAGUUGGCCCUGCAGACAGGAAGAGAGCCACCUCCCAUUUGGCGUGUACAGAAAGCUCUGCUCCAGAAGUUUUCCCCUGAGAUUAAGGAUGGACAGAGACAGUUUUGUGCCACUAGUAAUUAUCUGGGUUUCUUCGGGGAUGCUAAAAAGCGCUACCAGCGGCUGUAUGUGAAGUUUCUGGAAAACAUAAACAAAAAAGACUACGUGAGGGUCUGUUCCCGUAAGCCCUGGCACAGACCUACUGUCAACCUGAGGAGACAGUCUCAACCACUCCCGAAGUUAGCGCCACCCCCCAACAACCAGACUCCCUUAGAGAGGACUGAGAAAGACAGAGAGAAGAUUAAGGAGCCGCGGGAAAGCCGUGAGAAGAACAACAUUCGGCUAAAGGAACAGCGGGACAAAGAAAAAGUGCUUAAAACCAAGGAGAAGGAAGAAAAGAAAGAGAAAGAAAAAGAGAAGAAAGCCUCACCUCCUCCUCCGCCACCUCAGAAGUCUGAGAAACGGGCAACGGUGACAGAACGAGGGAAGGUGAAGGAGAAGAAGACUGAACGCUCUGCCAAACCUCAGCCGCCAAAGGUGAAGGCUGAUCCUCCGCCCAAGAAACGCAGGAUGUGGCUGAAGGAGGUACCCUCGUCCUCAGACUCUGACUCCUCAGCAAGUGAGGAUGAAACAGUCUCAGUGAAAGCGGGCCUGAACACACGAGCAAUGCGUGAGAUGUACCGGAGCUACGUGGAGAUGCUGGUCAGUACGGCACUCGACCCGGACAUGAUUCAGGCUCUAGAGGACACAGAAGAUGAGCUCUAUCUUCCUCCAAUGCGCAAGAUCGACAGCCUUCUGAGUGAGCAGAAGAGGAAGCUUUUGAAAAGAGUCAAUAUGAACUCUCAGCACCAGGAAGCUCUUCACACUUUCCCUCAGAUUACGGCGGAGUCCCUGGACUCGGUGACGGUGAGGGUCAGACUGAGUGGUGAAUGCUACAACCGCAAAACGCUGAACCGCAUCAAAAAGAGUGUUCCCAAACCACAGGACCUCAAGUUGUCAACAGAAACAUGUCGACUCUACAGUCUCUACCAUUCGCUGCAUCAUUAUAAAUAUCACACCUUCUUACACUGUAAGAAAGAGACAAACACUAUAGAGCAGGCUUCAGAAGAUCCCGGACAAGAGGAAGUUGUUCAGCAGUGCAUGGCCAAUCAGAGCUGGCUGGAGACACUCUUCAACACCUUCUUAGAGCUGAUGACCCUCAGCACCAAAGCUUAAGACAGAGAGGAAACAUGAAAAUGGAGAAACGUUGAGGAAUGUACAAAGAAGCUGGGUUUAUUGUUGCCUAGCUCUCCUGUCCUCCUCCUCCUCGGUUUUACAGAAAUCUUUCUUUUAAACGGCGACAGGAGAGGACCAGGCCGCCAGACAGUAACUUUAUUAACUCUUUACAAACGCCUGCAAAAAUGCAGGAUCCCUCCUGAACGUUCAGGCAAAUGGAUGUGACCAAACUGAGAUCCGAUUUUAACGAAUUUUCACUGAAUCCGAAGGAAAUGGUACACAGAGCUACGGUUGACGGAAUAUACUGUGUGGAGUCUUUAUACUUUGGAAUCGUGGGAAUUACUGACAGGAGGAAUUCGCUUCGCGACGACACUAGGAGGAAGUCUGUCACUGAAUUUUACACGAAUAAUUUUUUUAAGACAAUAGCAGUUUUAUUCCAGCUUUUUUUCUGAAACGAGAGCGAGAGAGAGAGAGAGACGGUUCUGUUUUAUAAACGAGCGCAGAUGGGAAAGCAGUCACGGGAAGAUGAUGCGUGCAACGACGUGAUGACAUUCAACGCUUUAGUCAACACACGUGAAACAAGUGAGCUAAAGUAAUACAUUUUUAUUAUUUAUAAAGACAUUUUUAACAGGAGUUCACACGUACAGUACAAACCAGUGAUGCUUCAUAUAAAACGGUUCAAAUAAUCUUCCUUCAGAUGUUAUAAAUGGAUCUUAUUGCCACAUUCUGAGCCGUCUUCCUUUUUGCUCAUCCAAGGUGGGUAGAUAGAUACCAUGGAAAAUGUAUUAUCGUUUUUAUCUGUUACAGAAGAGAAAAAGACAAGAGUAGAACAAAUUAUUCAAGCUACGCAAAACGGUAUUAUUGCAGUGCAUUCUACAGUGAAAAUAAGUGGAAUUGAAAGCGAGAGCGAAGCAUCUGGUUCCCAUUAGGGAGGGAUUAUGUAUUAGUACUAUUUAAAAUGGAACUUUGUUUUUAUUUGUUUGUCUGUCUGUAUUCUGAGUAUUAUUUUGGAGCAAUCUAAUACUGUGCUUCUUUCAAAAGUAAAGCCUUUGUGUAAAUAUUGUACAGCUCUUGACAGAAAUCUCCCGGUUCUUCUGUACAUGGACUAUCCCUGUAUUUGACAAACAAAUAAAACCAUCUACAACUA
Sinocyclocheilus anshuiensis is the source of this 9647-nucleotide messenger RNA. RefSeq names its product proline-rich protein 12-like. Bases 974 to 8500 code for a protein of 2508 amino acids. NCBI's taxonomy places the organism in Eukaryota, Metazoa, Chordata, Actinopteri, Cypriniformes, Cyprinidae. The transcript has 15 exons. The record is from RefSeq and is a predicted model, not a curated record.